Messenger RNA from Protopolystoma xenopodis, 828 nucleotides. NCBI's taxonomy places the organism in Eukaryota, Metazoa, Platyhelminthes, Monogenea, Polystomatidea, Polystomatidae. The record is from the annotation of a GenBank genome assembly.
AUGAGGUAUGCAAAUGUGAUGAGGCAUAACAAAGUUGAUCAAGAGCCAGCAUCCACUUGUUGCUUUGCAACGCUUCAGCCAAGGCUUUCCAAUUACGAGCCCAGCAAAGUAGGCGUCAAUGCCUCAAGCCAAUGUUCCCAUGCUGGGCACAACCAAGAAGGUCGUGGCCGAGGAGAACGUACCGGAUACGUUGGUCAAAGGGCGUCGGAAGACACGACUAUGCACCCAGACGCAUUGGAGCUCUACUAUGGCAACGGUAACCUUGUGCAUUCAAACGUCAUCUUUCUCAGCUCAUACAAGCCAUACGUUUGGCGGCCAGGGAGAUGGGCAAGAAUUGACAUAACGGCAGAAGACACAACAACUCGGUGUACAAGAUCGUUGCACUUUGGCACUGCAACAAGAAUUUGGCAAAAUGGGGCUUUGACAUUUACCGAUUUGUCAUGGGCUAAACGGUCGCAAAACGCCUGUGCCAACAUCGGCGAUGUGCAGUUGUCAGGAGGUCUUUGGCAAAAAUGCCCUUCUCUCCGUGCACGAUUGCUUAGAAAUGAAGAGACAGUUAAACCUAAUGCUACUGUUCAACUUGCGCGGGAAACUUUAGAAGGUGAAAUUCAAGUCGCGUUUGCAGCCGGCUCAUCACGCAGUGAGCCUGCUUGCUGGUAUACACAUAGUUUAAGCAAAAUUAUAUUUUACAAACGAACAGGAUAUCGUUUACUGCCGGGAAGAGAAAAAGAGAGCAAGGGUAGAAUACAAGCCAACAUAAGCGGACUUUCUGGCGGAUCGAUUCUGCUCAACCAAAUGAUGGUUCCACGCAAAUUUCCACUCGGAUAG